Chondrus crispus (carragheen) is the source of this 3608-nucleotide messenger RNA. RefSeq names its product Possible calcium-dependent tyrosine protein kinase. Gene Ontology annotation, cellular component: cytoplasm. The record is from RefSeq and is a predicted model, not a curated record. The coding region runs from base 1 to 3450 and encodes 1149 amino acids. Gene Ontology annotation, molecular function: protein tyrosine kinase activity; protein serine/threonine kinase activity; ATP binding. The transcript has 2 exons. Gene Ontology annotation, biological process: intracellular signal transduction; protein phosphorylation. NCBI's taxonomy places the organism in Eukaryota, Rhodophyta, Florideophyceae, Gigartinales, Gigartinaceae.
AUGGGCAACACCCAAACCCUCCCCUGGACGCGCCGGCCCAAGCUGCCGCCCGCCGACAUCUUCCACAUGCUCGACGUCGACCGCACGCACCGCCUCACGCUCAAGGACCUCAUCGCCGCCGCCGACGCGGGUCUCAUGAUGCCGCAUUCGCUCCCGGCCCUCUACUUCUUCGACAAGGACAAGGACGGCACGCUCACGCACCCCGAAUUCAACCAGCUGCGCCACUUCUGCCUGUCCGAGAAGCGCAAGGUCGAGGACGCCAUGGUCGACGACAAGCCGUUCCGCGACCUCAUCCUGCGCGCCUCGCGCGCCGGCGUCAAGGACUGCUCCGUCCACGGCCGCUCCUCGUUCCGCCGCUUCUCGUCCCACUCCAACGUCCGCUCCGUCUUUUCGUCGCGCGACCGGCCCCACACCUCCUCCCCCAAUUUGACCCCGCCGAGCCCGGAGCCCUACCCCAGCCCUGAGUCCGAUCCCCGCAACCCAGACUCUCGCCACUCUUUCCCCGCCCAGACCCACCACGCUUCCGACCCUGACCGCCCCAGGUCUGAGUCCUCUGUGUCCAGCGACCAGCCCGACGACCACGCGCACAGCAACCUCCCCCCGCGCGACCGCUGCGUCGCCAUGUAUUCGUCGCAGCGCGAGUUUUCCGCCCAGUGUGAGGGGGACGACCCUCCGAGCAAGUCCGACUCCAAUGUCCAGGACCCGAAGAAUCGCACCGCCAUUGAUGCUGCUGUCGUGGAGAAUAUCAUGCGCGCAAACAUCCACAAGCUGGCAGACUCGCUCCACUCAGAGGGCUCCAGGGAAAACUUUAUGGAGUGGCUGUGGAACUUGACCAACUUCAAUGAGAGUGGCGUCGUAACUCUGGCGGAGCUCAGGGUCUUGUUGUCGGCGUUGGAGGAGGAUGGCAUUGACUUGGAGGAACUUGUUUUUUACAAGGAAGUCGGUGCCCCGCUGGAGGAAAGUAUUAUUAAUGAGUUUGACAUGUCGCACGCGGGGCUGCUGAGGAAGGAGGAGUUUCUGGUCCUAGCGGAUCUGAUAACGAGGGAGUACGAGUUUUGGGAGAACCGCCAUCUCGAGCGCAUUGGCGACUACGAACUCGGCCGCACCAUUGGGCGAGGGAGUAGCGGCGUCGUCAGGCUCGCCAUGCAUGUCGGCACGCGUGAAAAGGUGGCCGUUAAGAUUAUCAAGAAGGGCAAGUGCUCGGACAUGAGCAGGCUCGACCGCGAAAUCCAGUCGCUCAUGGGCGCCAAGCACGAGCACAUUGUGGCCCUCAAGGAGGUGCUCGAUUCGGAGAACAAUCUCUUCAUUGUCAUGGAGCUGUGCGGCGGCGGGUCGUUGGUGGAUAUCGUUCGCUUAUAUCCGGAGGAGCGAAUGCCAGAGGAAACGGCGCGCUUCUUUAUGAGGCAAGUGUUUGAGGCACUCGCGUUUUGUCAUCGCAACUACAUCUGCCACAGAGAUGUCCGCUUGGAUAACUUGCUGCUCGACAAUAUCGGAAACGUUAAGCUCACCGAUUUUGGGCAUAGCGGUAUCUACUCACCAGGCUGGGAUCUUUUCUCCACGUCCUUGGUGGGCUCUCUGUACAACUUGUCCCCGGAGCAAGUGGCAGGCCAAUGCUACAGUGGAGAAAAGAUUGACGUGUGGUCGGCCGGAGUGGCCGUGUACUGCCUUCUUAUCGGUCGUCCCCCAUUCUUCGAAGCCGAGGUGCAGACGCUGUUGAACAAGAUUAGGGAUUGUGAUUUUGAGAUUCCAGACUUUCUCUCGCCGCAGGCAGCAGACCUCAUUCGCUGCAUGAUCCGGGCAGCCCCAGCGGAACGCAUCACCAUAGAGCAAAUGCUGCACCACCCGUGGUUUUACAACGGUCCAGAAUACGGCCCCUGCAUGAAUGUUGUAGUGAUUCCAGUUGACAUGGUAUUCACCAAACGGCCUGGAGUCGCAGGCAUCACCAUGGCAAUAACGAUUUACCAGCACAACCUUCACUUCCACCUGGCUGAUUCCAGCAACCGCAACUCUGCCCCAGAAGAUCAAAGGGGCCAAGAGUGGACGCUCAAGUGCCUGGACCCGAGAAAUGACAUCAAGUUCUCCGUAUCCUUAUUCACGAGGGAACCGGAUCCAGGACCCAAGAAUGGCAGGGUGCGGUUCCCCAUGUCUGCGCGCUCGAGUUGUUCUCAACUUCCGGAGGUGGGGUCCCCAAUGGAAACGCAGUCUCGUUUGCGGAGAGGUGCGUCGACUGGAAACUCACCGGUAAGUGGUAAUCGAGGCCCCUCAUUUGGCGCUCACAAAUCUGUCACAUCGGCUAUGCAGUCCCUUGACGAAGAGAAGCUCGCAGACGUAAUAUCUGGUGAAGAUGGUCAUUCAUCGUCGGGCCUCUAUGGGUCAAGACCACCAGUCCCGCGAAGGCUUGUCAAGAUAACGCCGUUGAAUAUCGCAGCCCACAUCCGAGACCACGCAGAUGAAGAUGGAGAUUUGUUCGAAAAGUUCGAGUUCCGGACACAUUCUAAACUCGCUGAUGCCGAAACAUCGCGAGAAGAAAUGGAGUCCUUUACGUCCUCGUCAGCACGGGCCCCAUCUUCGCGGAACAAGCGAAAGAGUAGACAUGGUCGCUCUCGCUCUCUGAAUGACUCGGAACAGUUUAAACAUUUGAACCGUCCUGCCGCCGUGGAUGCCUUUCCGUAUCAAAAGGUAUACCCGCAACGCGAAAUGCCGGAAAGUGCUCGUUGCUUCACGUUUGACAAGCCGAAAACGACUGCCGCACCAAUCUCGGAUGGACUUACUUUGAAGAUGGAAGACAGGAUGCUUUCGAUAACGGAUGCUUGUAGCACGAAACAACUGUAUCGAUUCCAUAGGAGCGCGACGCUAAACGCGUUAUCGUCUUUCACAACAGACGCUGGUGCGAGAUCAGUUGGGUUUGGGAACCAGAUGGAGUCGAUCACGGAAACGGACAUCAACACAGAGCUCUUGCGACACCCUUCCAAGGCUGUGUCUCCUCAGUCGCCGAUGAUCCACCCAGCGGUUGGACCUCACGACCUUGACGGAAUUGGCGAUUUGACCCUGACCACAUCCUCGCAAUCUGAGGAUGAGGAUCCGCAGGGUCGUGAGCAUGUACCAUCAAUCGACAAAAGUCGUUUCGAAAGCACCAGACAAGGCGGAGCAAAUGAAGCCGAAGAGGUAUUGCCUGCACAUGCGUUCCAGCCUUACAUUGAGGUGCGACUGAAUAGGGGGGAAAGCGGCGUGUUUCUAAAGAUUUGUCGAAAGCUGAAAACGAUUUGCUUCACCAAGCUUGCUGCGGCUGCGGAGCGUGAAAAGACUAAAGCGGCCGGACCGAAAACAUGGUCGACACUACGUCGGACUUCGUCUUCGAGAAGCAUCGAUUCUGAAGUGACGGCAGACAGGAUGGACUUGUCGGCGAGAGCUACAAAUUUCGAGAGUAGAGCUCAAAGCGUCGCGGGCUGAGCGCGAAUUGGUUCUACAACGCUCCGGCAAAUGUUCACCUGCGAAUCUCCGACCUUGCACAUACUACCUUGCAUGUGGACAUUCGCUGAGUGCUUCUUGUAGUCAAGCAGUAUUUUGAACAGUUUUUACAAUAAAAUGUAUUCGCUGCAUCACCACGA